This is a messenger RNA of Fraxinus pennsylvanica, 402 nucleotides long. The record is from the annotation of a GenBank genome assembly. NCBI's taxonomy places the organism in Eukaryota, Viridiplantae, Streptophyta, Magnoliopsida, Lamiales, Oleaceae.
AUGCUUAUAGUCAGAGCUACAGAGAAUGAUAUCAACGAAGAUGAAGCAACGACUGGGAGUGCUUCAAGCAUUAAUCAGAUACUUGGAUGGAGACACAGCUCCACAGCCGUGUCUCCAUCCAGAGAUGGAGACAGGCCAUGUCUCCAUCCAUCGGAACUCCAUCCAGUGCAUGGAGUUCCAUGUCUCUGUACACUAGAUGGAGACAUUUCUCCAUGUCUCUGUCCAGUGGACGGAGGCAUGGAACUCCGUCCAUGUUUGCUGUCUUUAGACUGCUCGAGAUUCACUUCACCUGGCACAGAUAUAGGUCCCAAUUUUGAAGCUCAUGGAGAGAAUAAAGACCCAGAAGAAUAUGAAAUCGAACCAACCCCUAGAAGUAGCAGAAACAGCCUUCCCUGGAAGUAG